Molecule: messenger RNA, 1512 nt
Organism: Pistacia vera
Lineage: Eukaryota; Viridiplantae; Streptophyta; Magnoliopsida; Sapindales; Anacardiaceae
Product: RHOMBOID-like protein 1
Exons: 6
Coding region: 119-1360 (413 amino acids)
Biological process (GO): proteolysis
Cellular component (GO): membrane
Molecular function (GO): serine-type endopeptidase activity
Source: RefSeq, a predicted model, not a curated record
UAUUUGAUGCUCUCGUUGUUGCUGAACAUGCUCUCGUUUUGGAAUUACAACAAGUUUUUAAUCCAUUUUUCUGAUUUUCAAAUAUCCACGGUUGUUGUUAGUAAGUGAAAGAUCCGUCAUGUCCAGAGAUGCGCCACGUGGCCUUGAAAUCAAGGUGCAACCGACGGGAGGAGGACCUCCCAUGGCAUCGACGUCGGGGACGAUGGCCACAUCACGAACGCCGGUGAGAAGAGUGUCACCGUCAUCAGCGUCUGCAUCGGCAAUAUCCGGAAUGUCGCCGCCGUCUCUGAUGCCGAGGCCGUCGCAGGCGGAUGAUUGGGGCGAAUUCGGGCCGUUUAAGCGGUAUUGUACGUGGCUGGUACCGGCGUUCGUUGUAGCUAACAUUGUUAUGUUUAUAAUUACAAUGUAUGUUAAUGACUGUCCGAAGAAUACUGGGAGUUCUUGUUUGGGUAAAUUUUUGGGGAGAUUUUCGUUUCAGCCUAUGAAACAGAACCCGCUUCUUGGACCUUCUUCUCAAACAUUAGAGAAGAUGGGUGCUAUGGUAAUAGUGAAGAUGACAAAACAACACCAGACAUGGCGCCUUUUAACUUGCGUGUGGUUGCAUGGCGGGGUUUUUCAUCUACUUACAAAUAUGUUGAGUCUUCUAUUCAUCGGAAUUCGGCUUGAACAAGAAUUUGGGUUUGUCCGAAUUGGGUUGCUCUAUGUCAUAUCUGGCUUUGGUGGGAGUGUAAUGUCGGCUCUUUUCCUUCAACAAAGUAUCUCUGUUGGUGCCUCUGGUGCCCUUUUUGGGUUAUUGGGAGCCAUGCUUUCUGAGCUUAUUGCUAAUUGGACCAUAUAUGCAAAUAAGUUCGCUGCGAUGCUGACUCUCAUUUUCAUCAUCGUAGUAAAUUUGGCCAUGGGAAUCCUUCCACACGUGGACAACUUUGCUCAUAUAGGAGGAUUUUUUUCUGGUUUUCUUCUUGGAUUUGUGUUACUGAUCCGCCCCCAGUUUGGAUGGGUUAGCCAAAAAAGUGUUCCUCCAGGAUACACUGUAACUUCAGUCAAGUCUAAACAUAAGACAUAUCAGUAUGUACUGUGGGUUUUCUCGCUGAUACUAUUGAUUGUCGGAUUUACGCUUGGUCUGGUUCAGCUAAGCCGUGGAGUUAACAUGAAUGAUUAUUGUUCCCGGUGUCAUUAUAUGAGUUGUAUCCCUACCUCAUUAUGGAAUUGCAAAGCACAAGAAGUGUAUUGUCAGUCGACCCAAAUUGGAAAUGAAGUGAAUUUGACAUGCAGUGGCUCUGGAAAAAGCAACAUUUAUCCAUUGUCUGCGGCUGAUAAUCCUGCAAAGCUUGAUGAUCUAUGUUCUGAGUUUUGUAGUUGACACAGAGCAUGGAGGAGAAGAUUAUUGGUUGCCUGAGCCGAUUCAUUUAACAAUUUGUUGUAAGUCAUUUGUUAUCUGUAGAGAAACAUGUUCUUCUGUAUCCGUAAAGUACAUUCUUCCGGCAAUCAUUUUUCCAAUCCCCUUAAAUUGUU